Molecule: messenger RNA, 1509 nt
Organism: Myripristis murdjan (pinecone soldierfish)
Lineage: Eukaryota; Metazoa; Chordata; Actinopteri; Holocentriformes; Holocentridae
Gene: tfb1m
Product: transcription factor B1, mitochondrial
Exons: 8
Coding region: 85-1146 (353 amino acids)
Biological process (GO): transcription initiation at mitochondrial promoter; rRNA methylation
Cellular component (GO): mitochondrial matrix
Molecular function (GO): mitochondrial transcription factor activity; rRNA (adenine-N6,N6-)-dimethyltransferase activity
Source: RefSeq, a predicted model, not a curated record
UCAUUGGAUAACUAGACUUCAAUCAAAUGACGACAGCGGAAGCGCAAAGGAGGAAUUCAGCUCUGCACUGUGCACACUGGAAUUAUGGCUGCCUCUGGGAAAGUGGCGUCUUUCCGCUUGCCUCCCCUGCCCACCAUUGGCGAGGUGAUAAAGCUGUACAACCUGCGAGCUGAGAAACAGCUGUCCCAGAACUUUCUACUGGACAUGAAGCUCAUAGACAAACUGGUGCGUCAGGCAGGCAGUUUGAAGGGGGCGCAUGUGUGUGAGGUGGGUCCUGGUCCCGGGGGCCUCACACGCUCCAUCCUGAAUGCCGGUGCCAAAGACCUGCUGGUGGUGGAGAAGGAUACACGCUUCAUCCCUGGAUUAAAGCUGUUGUCUGAGGCAGCACCAGGGAGGUUGAGGAUCAUCCACGGGGACAUACUCACCUACAGAAUGGACCGGGGAUUCCCGUUAAAUAUCACUAAGCCAUGGGAACACGACCCACCAAAUCUCCACAUCAUAGGGAAUCUCCCAUUCAGCGUUGCAACUCCUCUCAUCAUCAAGUGGCUGGAGAGCAUGGCAAACAGGACAGGGCCCUUCAUGUACGGGCGCACCCGACUCACACUUACUUUCCAGAAAGAGGUGGCAGAGAGGCUGACGGCCAGCACCGGCAGCAGACAGAGGAGCCGUCUGUCCAUCAUGGCUCAGUACCUCUGCACUGUCCGCAGCUGCUUCACCAUCCCCGGACGGGCCUUCGUCCCCAAGCCUGAGGUGGACGUUGGAGUCGUUCAUUUCACCCCUCUGGUUCAACCCCAGAUCCAGCAGCCCUUCAAGCUAGUGGAGAAAGUCGUCAGGAACAUUUUCCAGUUCCGUAGGAAGUACUGCCGUAAAGGAAUUGAAAUGCUGUUCCCCGAGGCGUGUCGCCUUGAGCUGGCAGAGGAGAUGAUGCGCAGGGCAGAUGUGGAUCCCACCCUGCGCCCUACAGAGCUCACCAUCCCCCACGUCAGGGCCUUAGCGGACGCCUACGCCCACCUGUGCACCAAAGAACCCAGCCUCAUCACCUACGAGUUCAGAGAGGAGCUGAGGCUGAAGCACCUCGGUAGGCAAACAGGCACACGGAUGUCCACACUUAUUGACACGCCAGCAGGCACGCCACCACCCAGCUGAAAAACACAGCACAGAAAUGAGGGGAAAGCCACUAAUGGUCUCUCAGAUAGCACCCAGAGACAACAGACUGCUCUUAGCCUUGACAUUUCCACCUGGCAUAAGCAUGCAUUUUUAAAGCCUUUUUCCUCGGCACCCAGGAGGCAAUAGGUAGCUGGGAAGGCACAGAGUCCUGGGACAGAGACAAGAAGCACAAUGAAAAUAAAGGGGAUGGGUGGAUUGCAAGGGUACAUUGAUUGGAACAGCUCCAGGACAAUUUCCAGGCUGGGACAUCUCCCAAAAAAAAAGUCCAACCAGGAGUUGGAGUUGAGCCUGUCUAGAUGUUUGGGAAAAAUAAUAAUAAAAAAAAUGCAUGCUAGUUCCCAG